AGCGGCGCAUGCUGGGAUUCCUUUUCUUCCUUGGGACUAAGGAAGUGUAUUUUGAAUGAGGUAUUGAGGGCCAAGGUGUUGGAAAUUCCUAAUUAUUUCCUUGGUUAACUGAAUCUCUGCGUAUUGGGAGGGCCUGUCUUCAGUCUUCAGGCUGGGAGAGAUAUUGGACGCCGCGCACGCACUCCUCUGGCAGCUAGGACCAAAGGGGAAGCCCAGCGGAGCAGUGUGGCAGCUGCUGGCCUCCGGGCCGCUACUUGUCAUACCAUGCUUUCCUGUGAUAUUUGUGGAGAAACAGUAACCUCAGAACCAGACAUGAAGGCUCACCUUCUAAUUGUUCACAUGGAAAAUGAAAUUAUAUGUCCGUUUUGCAAAUUGUCAGGUGUGAAUUAUGAUGAAAUGUGUUUUCAUAUUGAAACAGCUCAUUUUGAGCAGAAUACACUUGAAAGAAACUUUGAGAGGAUAAAUACAGUACAGUAUGGAACUUCAGAUAACAAGAAAGACAACACUCUACAGUGUGGAACAGAAGUUCAUUCAAGUGUUCAUUCAGGUUGUGCAUCUAAUCCAAAAAAUUCAGCUCAAAGCCUGAUUAAAGAUAGUACUUUAAAACAUGAAGCCUUUUAUUCAGAGAACUUAACUGAAUCUAGAAAAUUCCUGACAAGUAGGGAAAAACAGUCUGGUCUGACCGAAAUAAAAGGAUCUAUUUAUGGAACAACGUACAGUCCUCCCGAAUGUCCUUUCUGUGGAAAAAUAGAGGAGCAUAGUGAAGAUAUGGAAACUCAUGUGAAAACAAAGCAUGCCAAUCUUUUAGACAUUCCAUUGGAAGACUGUCAUCAGCCACUCUAUGAUUGUCCUAUGUGUGGGCUCAUAUGUACAAAUUACCAUAUUCUUCAGGAACAUGUUGACUUGCAUUUAGAAGAAAACAGCUUUGAACAAGCAGGCAUGGAUAGAGUCCAGUGUUCUGGUGAUCUGCAGUUGGCUCAGCAGCUUCAGCAAGAAGAAGACAGAAAGAGAUCUGAAGAAUCAAGACAAGAAAUAGAAGAAUUUCAGAAGCUGCAGAGACAAUAUGGUUUAGAUAAUUCUGGAGGAUACAAACAACAACAACUACGAAAUAUGGAGAUAGAAGUAAAUAGGGGAAGAAUGCCUCCAUCUGAAUUUCAUAGAAGAAAAGCUGAUAUGAUGGAAUCAUUAGCUAUUGGUAUUGAUGAUGGAAAAACAAAAACUUCAGGAAUUAUUGAAGCACUUCAUAGGUAUUAUCAGAAUACUGCCACGGAUGUGAGGCAGGUGUGGCUUUCUUCAGUGGUGGAUCACUUUCAUUCAUCUUUAGGCGACAAAGGUUGGGGUUGUGGUUACAGAAAUUUCCAAAUGCUACUUUCAUCAUUAUUACAAAAUGAUGCUUAUAAUGAUUGCUUAAAAGGUAUGUCGAUUCCUUGCAUUCCAAAAAUUCAAUCCAUGAUUGAAGAUGCAUGGAAGGAAGGUUUUGAUCCUCAGGGGGCCUCUCAACUUAAUAACAGGUUACAGGGAACAAAGGCCUGGAUUGGAGCAUGUGAAAUAUAUAUACUCCUGACCUCCCUAAGGAUAAAGUGUCAUAUUGUUGAUUUUCACAAGUCAACUGGUCCUUUGGGUACACACCCUUGCUUAUUUGAAUGGAUAUUAAACUAUUAUUCUUCGGAGGGUGAAGGGAGUCCAAAGGUAGUGUGUACAUCUAAACCUCCCAUUUAUCUUCAGCAUCAAGGUCACAGUCGAACUGUUAUUGGAAUUGAAGAGAAAAAAAACCGAACAUUAUGUUUACUAAUAUUUGAUCCUGGAUGUCCUUCUCGAGAAAUGCAGAAAUUAUUAAAGCAAGACAUAGAGGCUAGCAGUCUCAAACAACUUCGGAAAUCUCUGGGAAAUUUAAAACAUAAGCAAUACCAGAUAGUAGCAGUAGAGGGUGCUCUUUCUCCAGAGGAGAAAGUUGCCAGGAGACAAGCUUCUCAAGUUUUUACAGCCGAGAAGAUUCCUUGAAGAAUUAAGCAUUUCAGUGAUUGAGAACAAUACUUGUUUUCUAAAUGUUGAUAUUGAACUACUUAACACAAUUAUGAAUCUGUGAAUUCUCUAAGUACUUAAUAUAUAAUUUAAUUUGUAAAAUGCCUGUGUUAAUUAAAUAUAUCUAUCAUACUUCCUUGUUUGGUAAUUAUUUCAAUAAAAUGUAUUGGUUUUGCAUUGUG
Molecule: messenger RNA, 2204 nt
Organism: Saimiri boliviensis boliviensis (Bolivian squirrel monkey)
Lineage: Eukaryota; Metazoa; Chordata; Mammalia; Primates; Cebidae
Gene: ZUP1
Product: zinc finger containing ubiquitin peptidase 1
Source: RefSeq, a predicted model, not a curated record